Rhopilema esculentum is the source of this 2300-nucleotide messenger RNA. RefSeq names its product mevalonate kinase. Gene Ontology annotation, biological process: isoprenoid biosynthetic process; isopentenyl diphosphate biosynthetic process, mevalonate pathway. The record is from RefSeq and is a predicted model, not a curated record. Lineage: Eukaryota; Metazoa; Cnidaria; Scyphozoa; Rhizostomeae; Rhizostomatidae. Gene Ontology annotation, cellular component: cytosol; cytoplasm. Gene Ontology annotation, molecular function: mevalonate kinase activity; ATP binding.
UAGCCUUCGCUACGCCAAUGCCAAUAAUGGAUCAUGGAACUGGAAUCUUCCUGUUAAAAUGGUUUAUACCGAGAAUUUCAUGUUGUUUGGGGCCGUGAAAUACGUCGUGAAAUCAAAAUUAUAUUUUCCUGUAUAUUUCACUGUGGAAUUCACUGCAGCAGCAAGUUGCGAUCAAAUCUUUAGAAAUAUCUGAAUGUUCAAAACAUAGUAAAACUACUCGAACCAAACGAUGAAGUCUUUUUAUUCAGCAUGAGGAUUUCAAAUCUGAAGUCGAUUUUUAUAGUAAUCUUUACUUUAGACAGAGAGAAACAAAUUCGGUGACGUCAACUUGGAACCAUGAAAAUCAAUCAUAAAUCGUGGUUCAAUGGGAGGAGAGUGGGGAGUGACUACAGUGAUCUGGCCUCGAUUUCAGGCAGGGGCUGGUUGGCGCGGAAAGAAAUGAGACGAAGAGUUGGAGUUAGUGCUCCAGGGAAAGUCAUCCUUCACGGAGAACAUGCAGUUGUUUAUGGCAAGGAAGCAAUUGCAUGCUCAAUUGAAAAGCGAGUUACAUGUUUGCUAGAAGUUUCGGAUUCUUCAAAUUUGAUCACAAUCAGAGCAACAUCUGACAACAAAACAAAUGAAAAGAGUUUUGAACUAUCAGCUUUCUUAAAAUGGCAAGCUUUUGUAGAUGAUGUAUCUAAACCAAGAUCUUUUGAUGAAGAGCAGUUAAAGGAUCUCCAGAAGUUGAUUGGAGCAGAAGAUGAUGCAAGUGUGGAGGCAAAGUUGUAUCUUGUGUGCAUGUUUUAUUAUCUUGCCAUUUGCUCAAAGUUCCUGAAAGGCAGUGGAAAUGGUUUGGUGAUCAAUAUAAGCUCAGAACUACCCCUUGGUGCAGGAUUGGGCUCUUCUGCCAGUGUCUGUGUUUCACUCUCUUGUGCAUUCUUGGCUCUUUGCUGCGUCAUAUCCACAGACAGUCAUCAACAAAAGGACAUCUCUCAAAGUGAUUUGCAACUGGUUAAUUCAUGGGCAUUUGAGGGUGAAAAAAUCCUGCAUGGCACCCCAUCUGGGAUUGAUAAUUCUGUUGUUACAUUUGGAGGCUUAGUUUCCUUUAAGAAAGGCGUGAUAACGAAUCUACCGUGGUCACCGCAUUUGGAGAUUCUGUUAGUCUACUCUAAGGUGCCAAGGAGUACGAAGGAUUUGGUGAAGGGUGUCAGAGAUCGUCGUGAAAAGAUGCCUCGAGUAUACGAUGCCUUGUUUGAUGCCAUCGAAUGCUUGGUUCAAGAAUCAAAGUCUAAUUUGUUGGCGCUUGAGGAUGCAAUGCAAUCCGAAAAGAACUACGAGAAAUGCAUUCAAAUAAUGGAUCGAAUUUCGGACAUGGUCGACAUAAACCAAAACAUUCUUCGUUCUAUCGGCGUUAGCCAUGAUUCGAUUGAAUCAAUUCUGAUGAUUUUGCGCCGUUUUGGCCUAAAGGGAAAACUAACUGGAGCAGGUGGAGGAGGGUGUGUUUUCGCACUGGUCAAACCAGGUCAGCCUGAGAUGGAGAAUGAAGCCACGAAAGAACUUGCAAAAUCCGGCUAUAGUUGUUGGAGGGUACGAAUUGGCGGGAGUGGUGUAAAAUUUAUCGAACCUUUAAACAUUUGCGCGAACAAGCCCAAUGAAUAAGAAGUCAGCUAUUUAUUUCUGUGAAGUUAAAAUGCGAGUGAGCGAAUCUGUAGUUCGCUUGUAUCUUCUUCCAAAUCAGCGUUUUGGGAAUGAGAUGGCUCUCAGAUACGUCCUUUUGAAGCUUAUAUUAUGACAUGCAGCGAAAUAAGGCGUUGUAAAUAUUCGUAAAAAUCUGACGUUAACAUCAAGUAAAGUCCACUUUCUGGUUUACUUUCUAUAUGCUGCCUCGAUUGAUUAAAAAUCAAAACAUGACAAAAAUAUUUUCGAUGCUUUUUAAGUAGCUUUACUCUCAUUAUUGCAUAUUCAGUGUGAAUGACUUUUUUAAAAUGAUGUGAGACGAGGACGAGCAUAAGUUGGGUACUUCUUUAGGCCAACUUCUUUUGGUUUAUUUCUUUUUGCCUACUUCUUUUGGCCUACUUCUGCAGAGCCUAGAAAGCUGAUCGUUACUCGCUCAACGACCUUGAAGAAAACCAUGUUAGUAAAAUAUCUUCAUAUUUGCUUGAAAUUCCUUCCAAAAUGACGAAAUAUCCUUCCUAUUUCCCUUUUACUUAAUUUAUAUGCAUUAAUGACCUUCGUCCGUUAUAUUCGAAUUUUUCCUGGCGUUGCCUUAAACACACGAGCGAGAUUAGGGGAGAUUGUAAAUUGGCCGAAAUUUGGCAAAA